CAAUUAUAAAUGGCUCCAAACCCUGCUUAAAUUAAGCAUUAUCCUCCAAUCUUGUAAUCAAAUUAGACAAGGAAGAGUGAAGAUAUGGGUUCAGAAGUGACUCUAAAGCUUCCUGUGAUCGACUUUACAAACCUCAAAUUGGAAGCCAACAAUCCUAAUUGGGAGGAAGUAAAAUCCCAAGUCCACAAGGCACUAGUAGAGUAUGGUUGCUUUGAAGCAAUUUUUGAUAAAGUUCCUUUAGACCUUCGCAAAGCCAUAUUCGGUGCACUACAAGACCUCUUUGAUCUCCCUCUUCAAACAAAGAUACUCAAUGUGUCUAAGAAGCCCUAUCAUGGUUAUGUUGGCCAAUAUCCUAUGGUCCCACUUUUUGAAAGCAUGGGCAUUGAUGAUGCAACUAUCUAUGACAAAGUAGAAAGCAUGACCAACAUCUUGUGGCCUGAUGGAAACCAAAGUUUUAGCAAAACUAUUCAAUCCUUCUCUGAGCAGCUAUCAGAGUUGGAUCAGAUCAUCAGGAAGAUGGUUUUGGAGAGCUUGGGAAUUGAAAAGUACUUAGAGGAGCACAUGAACUCAACCAAUUAUCUUCUCCGGGUUAUGAAAUACAAAGGCCCUCAAACCAGUGACACAAAGCUAGGCCUCAGCGCACACACAGACAAGAACAUUGUGACCAUAUUGUAUCAAAAUCAAGUGGAGGGUUUAGAGGUGUUGACCAAAGAUGGAAAAUGGAUAAGCUACAAGCCUUCUCCUGAGAGUUUUGUUGUCAUGAUUGGUGACUCUUUACAUGCAUGGUCAAAUGGGAGGCUGCAUUCACCCUUUCACCGAGUGAUGAUGAGUGGGAAUGAAGCAAGAUACUCUACAGGGCUUUUCUCUAUCCCUAAAGGAGGGAGCAUUAUAAAAGCACCAGAGGAGUUGGUGGAUGAGGAACACCCUCUUCUCUUUAAGCCUUUUGAUCAUGUUGAGUUCCUCAAAUAUUAUUACACUGAAAAGGGCCAGGCAGAUUCAUUUGCACUGCGCACUUACUGUGGUGUUUGAGAAGCCAUGGUCUGUGUUGUGGUGUGUUCAAAUGUUCUGCGCUCAGUUUACCUUGAACUUAAUAAAACUGAUCCCCUAUAUGUGUUUGAUGUGAAUUUCUCCAAUUGAAACUUGACAGGCAAAGUGUUCAUGAUUUGGUGAUUUUAGUGAUGAAGAUUA
Messenger RNA from Cajanus cajan (pigeon pea), 1188 nucleotides. RefSeq names its product putative 2-oxoglutarate-dependent dioxygenase AOP1. The record is from RefSeq and is a predicted model, not a curated record. NCBI's taxonomy places the organism in Eukaryota, Viridiplantae, Streptophyta, Magnoliopsida, Fabales, Fabaceae.